UUGGGUGGAUAAAUUUUUGAAUGAAGUGCAAAAUUGUGUUUGUUUAUUGUAUUUAAUUAUGCUUUGGCAAUUAAAAUCUGUGUUUUCUAGUACAAAAAUAUCUAGGAAGUUGUUCUAAUUGUUAUUAUUGAACGGAGUGCCAUGUUAAAUGUGCUAAAUCUUUGAAGAUAGGAGGGAGCUUUGGUCAGCCAUCAACUAUAAAGAAAAUGAACGAUCAUUUAGAGAUGUUUCCAGUAGCUUGUUUUAGUUUUCAUGGAGGUGGGAGUCCGGCUGCUGGGCAUAGUGCUGCGCCUUCUCAACUUCUUGCUGGCACCGCUGUUCUGGUUUCGUACUCGCAACCGCCGCGCCGUGCCGCGCCCGCCGCAUCCGCUGCUCUUGCGAAGCGCGAAAGAGCAUGCCACCGCUAUACGAUCGGGGGAGAUAACCAGUGAAGAACUGGUGAUUGCCUACAUAAACCGAGUCCAAGAGGUGAACCCGCUUCUAAACGCCGUGGUGGAAGAACGCUACAGGGCAGCUUUAGAAGAUGCGAAAGAGGUGGACAGGUGCUUGAAUGAGGCGAUCAGGACUGGCACCUUGGAAGAGCUGGUCGCAGCGAAGCCUUUGCUUGGAGUUCCUUUCACAGUAAAGGAGAGCUGCUCGCUUGCUGGUCUUUCUAACGCGGUAGGCUGCCUAGAAUACGCCGGCCGCAAGGCGACAGAAGAUGGCGGCGCAGUCCGUUUGGUUAAAGAGGCUGGUGGCAUCCCACUGCUGGUGUCCAACACGCCUGAACUAUGCCUGGGCUGGGAGACCACCAACCUGCUGAAGGGGACCACCAACAACCCGUACUGCUUGAGCAGGACCCCCGGCGGCUCUUCGGGCGGAGAGGGUGCGCUGCUGGCGUGCGGCGCUUCAGCGGUAUCGGUGGCAUCCGACAUCGCGGGCUCAAUCCGCGUGCCCGCCGCUUUCUGCGGCGUCUUCGGACACAAGCCCACGCCUGGUAUAAUCCCGAUCGACGGGCAUAUCCCAACGCUCAGCGACCCGAAGUUCCCAAACUUCCUAACGGUGGGCCCAAUGGCGCGGCGCGCGGAAGACCUGCCUCUCCUCAUGAACAUUAUGGCGGGAGACAACCGGCAUAUGCUCAACUUGGACGAGCCUGUCGACCUUAGCACCUUGCAGGUGUACUACAUGACCGAGGCGGCGAAAUCCCUGGCUCUGUUGAACGUGGACAAGUGCAUCAAGGACAAGAUCAAACGGGCUGUCAAGUACUUAAGGACGGAGUGCGGAUCCAAAAUAUGCAAGGAAAAAUUUAAGGACUUAGAAGACUCUGUGGAAAUGUCAGUUUCAGUGUUCUUCUCGAUGAAAGACAUACCCAACAUGCUGCAGGAUCCGAACGACCCCAAACUCAACAAAAGCCUGUUCGUGGAACUAGUGAAGACAAUGUUCGGCGGCGCCGCGCGAUCGCUGCAAGGACUCGGUUUCACCGUCAUAGCGCGGAAUAAUCUCUUCAUACCCGCGGCAAGGCGGGAGCAUUAUGAAGAGAAGGCGGCAAGGCUCAAAGAACAGCUUAUAGAAACGCUCGGCGACAACGGCGUGCUGCUCUACCCGGUGUUCCCGGGCGCGGCGCACGCGCACGGGCGCGUGUUCGUGCGCGCGGCCGGCGUGCUGUACUCCAUGCUGUUCAACGUGCUCGGCUGCCCCGCCACCGCCGUGCCCGUCGGCACAGCCGGCCACCUGCCCGUCGCUAUACAGGUCAUAGCCGCUCCAAAUCAAGACAGGCUGUGCUUAGCCGUGGCCAAACAACUUGAAAUUGGUUUCGGCGGCUGGUGCCCGCCACAGUAAUCCAUCCCAAUGCGAAAGUCGCCGCGAUGACUAACCUAUGACGUCGGCAACCACAUUAUGACAAUCUUCUCACCAUUCCUCGUGACCUAGUAUAAAUAUUGGGACGUGCUAACGGCCAAACAUAGGUUACUAUUAGGUCAGAGGCUUUCAAACUCUUCUAUGUACUUGGUGUAAUAAAAAUAUCUUGCAUUUAACUCUACUGUGGUGACUAAGACUAGGUUAAUAUAAGUCGUUGACUGAUCUUUUGUCGAUCGCAGAUAUCUUUUUACUAUAAUCUUACAGCUGCAUAGCCAGUGUAGACGUAGAAAGAAACAUAUUUUUGGUCCGAAAUGUACAUUAUUAUAUCAGUCAUACUUAACUAAUUUGAUCAGAUAAAAAUACUCUUUGGAAUGGAAAUUUAAAUAGACAUUUUAAGAUUGUGUCCCCCUAUACAUACAAAACUUUUGAAUACGGUAAUAGGUUGAUCUAUUGUAUUUUAUAACAUUUUCAUAAUAUUUUUUUGUGAGAAGCUAAUUUAGUUUGGGAACCGCUGUACUACUAUAAAUAUUACGUAUAAGUAGCUAACUCUUAAAUUAUAUCUGAGAAAGGAAAUCUGUCUAUCUGUAUGUUAGAUUAGCCUAAAAUUUUGAUGAAUUUUGGUGUAAGAAAGGUUGGAUUCCAAUCCAACCUUUCUUACCUGAAGAAGGACAAACAUUGUCGCAAAAAAAUUAGUAGGGUGAAAUGUGAAAGGGGUAAAGUGUGAUAAGGAAUCCAUGAUUCGUAAAGAAAUGAAAAUUAAUAUCUAGGCUACUGAUAAAAAAUUAAGAGUGCUUCUGAAUAGUUUAGAUUUUAUAGCCAUUGAUCCCAAGACGCGGGAGAAAGAUUCAGAAAAUAUUGAAAUUCACACGAACGAAGAUCAGAAGUUCAUUCCAAAUAUUAUAUUACAGUAGGUUAAGUGUAUAUCAACAAACCACAUGUAUGGCGUGGUUGAUUUUCUACCGAGGAACGACUACUUAGUAUCGUAACUAGGCUAUUUUAGAGUUAAUAAAUGUUUUGUACGACUGUAUUUCAAUGGUCGCAUCAAUGAAAUUGGUGUCUUAUAAUAAUUGAUGUGUAAAUUAAUAAAUGUUGUUUUAUUUAUGAUGGUCAUCGGCGCACGCCAUUUAAUUUUUUAUUAUAAUUCGCUCAAAACAUCUUGCUAUUUAUUGUAAUAAAUAUUUCUAUUGGUUAAGGACAAUUUCUGUGAUUGAUGUUAUUUCAUUUAUCCAAAUAAAUGUAUACUUUAGUAAUAUAAUCGUUAAAGUGUGUAAGUUACCAUUUUAAACUUAAUGAUAGCUAAAAAUAAAUGUUAUAAAAAGUCAAGUUGAUAAAAUCUACUUACCUGAUUGUUUAAUUUCAAAUAACCUCACAAUAUGCUUUGUUAUGGAAUAUUUAGUGUAAACUGAUAAAUCAAAUCAUGUCCUCCUUCAAUUCAGUUAGGUCAGGUAGAUAUUUUUUAUAAACAUGCUGUUUAUUAUGUAAUUUUGUUGAAUGACCCAAAUAAACGAUGUUGUACUAAUAAA
Molecule: messenger RNA, 3359 nt
Organism: Ostrinia furnacalis (Asian corn borer)
Lineage: Eukaryota; Metazoa; Arthropoda; Insecta; Lepidoptera; Crambidae
Product: fatty-acid amide hydrolase 2-A
Exons: 13
Coding region: 253-1818 (521 amino acids)
Cellular component (GO): endomembrane system
Source: RefSeq, a predicted model, not a curated record